UUGGCUGUAUUUGUAAAGGAUACAUUUUUGAUAAUGUGUCGCAAACAUAGUUUAACGUAUCAAAACAACUUGUGCAGACCUUUUAUAUUAUUUUCACUACUCUGUCAACGGUGUAUGAACAAAUGUGUGCAAAAUUUGGCUAUACAUUGUUUUUAAAAAAAUGCUGUCUUAACUUUUUAUGUACUUUUGACAUUGUGGUUAAAAUCUUUAAUUAAGUCACAUCAAGCUUUGAAUGAAAUCUACUGAUUUUGCUUGUUUGUGAGGAUUGAAAAUGUCUUAAAUUAGAAAACGGUUUGAAAAGGGGGGACACUUCCCCACCAGUUGUAAUAAUUUAGUAAGCUUAUUGAUAUUGGUUAUUGAUGUGGUUUAAAGUCAUCAUAUUGGUCACUACGUAAAAGUCCACACAACGAUAAGUGUCCCGUGCGCGUGUUAAGCAGAAACGAAGGGAAGAAAAUAAACAAACUCAUCUAAAGUAUGUCGGAAGUGAAUGUUUGAGAGAAACACCAACAUGGGGACUUGACGCGGAUGCACCACUACACUGCAGCUGUGUGAGAGUUUUUGUGGGGGGCCACGAGCAGUGAUUUCAGCCCGCGCUUAAUCCACAUCACAAACCACCACCGCCGCCGACCGAUCUCCAAGGACCCGCGCUCUCGUCACACCACGUCCGGAUGAAUAUGUGAUUUUCUCGCGCUCGGUUGAAUGUGUAGCUUUAUGCGGGGACGCGCAUCAUUCCCGAGCCCAGGCGGAUGAUGGAGAGGAAUUUCCCGAGCUCCGGCUUCACAGAGCCGGUCACCGCGGCGGCGCAGACCGCAGGCUGGGCCUACAAACCCAGCUCCAGUUAUGGUUCCACUCAGCUGGACUCUGAACUUCUCCAACGGCAGACCUUUGUCUCAAGCCACCAGCCCUCUACAUACACUGCCACCCACCAUCCCACAGGAGUGUUUGACUCCAGUCAGCAAAGCACAGCCAGCAGCAACACUACUGAAUCAUCAGUCAUGAACUUCCUCUCUACUAUUGAAUCUCGAGGCCUUCAGGCUGGACCUGCUGGCUCUACUCUUCUCCCUCCUUUUAGAAGCCCUUCGUGGCAAACUGGUGCCAACUGCUCAACAGAACUCUUCCUCACUGGCGCCCUUCAUCCACCUGGAACUUUUCAUUCUCCAUCCGCGCUCCCAUCCUAUCAGCACCCCAGUGCCUUUCCUACCAGAAGUUUCACCACUACAUCAGCACUUGCUGUUCCCGACAGUACUUUCACCUCUUCGAACGGCCUGCUAUCCCCAACCGACCCUCUCCUCCAGCUCAAAUCCUCCCAGAGCACUGUGCCAACCGCACUUGCUUUUAACCGCCUUGGUGGUACGUCUCUAGGUGUUGCCUUGCCACCCCAAUCCUCUACAUAUCGUUCGGCACAAGAGUCUGCACCACACCUCCUUCAGCCUCAGUUUAGCCUUCUGCCCGCAGCCUUGGGCAGCUCCCAACAAGCCCCUCAGCCUUAUGGUGUUCCAAUUUUCUCAGGCUCCAUUGAACGAGCACUUCAGCGUGAAUGUAGUGUUAUCAAGCACCUCCAGCGGCCUUCCAGCACACAACCAGUCCAGGAACAAAUGGUUGGCAGUGCUCAGCACUCCCUGCAGGGUUACCUGGAUGAAAACAGCGACAUUUCAUAUCAGCAGGACCCUUCUUCAAGUACACCGGUACCCUGCAGUCCCGUUGGUGAAAGUGUUAAUGGUGGUACACAGCAGAAGACCACUUCCCAAGUAACACUGCAGCUAACUCAGGCCUACGCUUCUACUGUAUCCUCUCCGGGGUUCUCCAGCUCAUCCGGACUAAAGGUUAAAGAAGAUUCUUACAAAGUAGCACAACAUCCCAGCGACAAUGAAGACACUGACGUCCAGACAAGCUCCCCAGGUUCGCAGCAACACAACUAUCAAUCCCCAGCCCAAAAACAAAGCUCAGUAAUCGCUAGCCAGUCGCAACCCUACACAUCUGGCAUGGUGUCCAUAAGCACCGCACAUUCUUACAUCAGCUCUACAAGCCUGACAAGUAACCUCAGCCAAACACAGGCCUUCUCCUCUCAAAAGCUGCCUUCCAUUUACAAGACUCUCUCACCAUUCGCUAGUCACUCUGAAGUUGAAACAUCUGCCAACCAGUCUAUUGUUUAUUCUUCCAGUCAACCGCAGGAAUUAACGACUGCAGGACACCGGGAGGGGUAUGAGACCCAGACGCAAGGUCUUUGCAUGGUAAGUCCUUCUCAAAGCUAUUCUUCCAGCCACUCUCAGGUCCUACCAACCAUUAGUUUCUAUACUCAAGGGCCAACUGUCUGCAUCCCUUCACAGAACUACACAUUGGGUCAGUCCCUUACCCCCAGUACCAACUUCUCACCUGGUCGUGGGCGAAGUUCAUCAUCCGUUAACUCGACCCAGGACUUUGCCCUGACGCAGCAGAGUAACAAGACCGAUAGUGCACUGUUACAACAAAAGUACAUAUUAUCUGUCCAGUCAUCAACGUCCUCUAAAACCCAAGCCUUAUCAAAUGACCAAUCCUCCUUGGAAAUAAAAUCAGCAUAUGGGAAAAGCGAAGAGGAUGAACACAUGUUUUUGUCUUCUAAAGAGAACUCGGGAGAACUUACUAUCGAGGAUGUGCAGGCGUUACAGAAAGGGACUUCCCCUCAAAGCCUUUCAGGCAAUGAAGUUGAAGCACAAAACGGCACAAAAAAUGUUGUUUACGUAUUUUCAAAGAUGGAAGAUAGACACAACACGCAAAGUGUGAUUCGUAGCAAUUCUCGAUCAGAAGAGCAGGUUGUAGGUUUCGCACAUUUGGAAACCACAAAGGAUGAAAGAAUGGUUUCUACAAGCCAACAGACUCAGAUAAUCACCAAUGCUAACUCUCCCUCCGACUCCAAGAGUAGCUCUUUAUUAAUGCACUCAACCCAUGCACAACUGAGUGGCGACCAGCUGAAACAGCACAUGCUCCUUCUUAAAGCACCCGGUUCUCAGCAGCAUAACCAUCAGGCUCAGAUGAUCAGAGUUCAGCAGGCAGACCCCAGACAGAUGUCUGAGGACCAGACCAAGUUUAUCCGAUUUCCAAGUGCCCAAGUUCUGCUAGAACCCUCUCACAUGAUUGUCCUUCAACAGCCUGUGCUCACACCCGGACAGAAUCAACCCAAGCAAGCCAUGUACAUGCAGUCUGUACCAGUCCAGUAUGUCCAGAUGAACAGCGACACUAUUAAUGUGACUCUUCAUGGACGACAGAACCAGCAGGUUGUUCCUCACCAAGUCCCCACUUCGGAGUCUACAAAACAAAACUCAACACAGAAAGACUUUAACCUGUCCAAUCCUGACACAAAGCAGAAUUUUACCCUAAAUUCUGUUUGCUUUCCAGAGUCCAUGCUGUUGGCUGAUGAAAGGAGCAUCCUCUCAAAUGUUGAUGACAUCUUGGCGGCCACCGCGGCCGCAUGUGGCGUCACGCCGCAGGACUUUGUCAAAUCCACAUCUUCUGAUACAGACACGUCAUCGGCGCACACCCCAACAGACUCAAAGUGCCAUUUUCAGUCAGUUGAGAACAGACUUAAUAGCUUCCCUUCUCAACAUAUGAUAAUUGGGAACUCGCAAACCGUAACUAUAAACGGUUCUCAGAUAUUGUUCUCUAAAGAUGCAGGCGGACAACAAGUGUUUACAAUCUCAAAUUCUCAAAACCAACAGGAGUUUAGCAACAGUUCUGCACAAGAUAUAUCUGGCAAGGUAGUAGUUUCUCAAAAUGAUGCAUUCCACAAAGGACAUUAUUUAGACAAUGGCUCUGCUUUGAAUGCUAACGGUCAUGCUAUUAGCAACACAUCGUCUGAUUUUCAUUUGGCUGGUCAGGAGUAUAGCCCAUCAGAACAUGGGAAUUCCGAAAAUGUGUUGAAUACCAAGCACCAGCCAAAGGUAAUGCAAGGCAUUAAAAUAGACAGCGGUCCAACUGACCAUCCCAUUGACGGUCUUCCAAAAAAACGAUUCCGGUCUAAAAGUUCAUCCAAACAGUCUGUUGAGGAUGAAAAUGGUCAACCCAAAUCUCAGAAGAGAACCGCGCAAACUAAGCGACAAAAUUCACAUCCAAAUGAAGCAAGUUCAACCACGGAUGUUUGCCCUGAUAGCUACCAACAGCAGGAGAAGAUGAAUCAGAAGUUAAGGGAGGUUGAAGAAAAACAGCCGGAGGUCAAAAAUGGAUUCUUGGGCUCUUUCCUGGACUUCCUCAAAUCUGGACCCAGGCAGCACCUUUCAUCUCCACCAGUACGAACACCCAGUCGAACUAGAAAGUCUUCGGUCUCAAAGAGGACUCCUAAUCCGAUACUUGCUUCUUUUAAACCUCCACCACCUUCAACCCCGUUGAUGUCUCCAGAUCAUCAAAGUGUCAUUGCUACGAAGCGGCUUGACGAAGAUCUGCAGAGGAACCUGGAAACACUGCCAUCGUUUUCUUCAGAUGAAGAUGAUUCAGUGGGUAAAAACCAAGAUCUGCAGAUGAGCAUCACUUCGGCACUCUCGUCUUUAGAUGAACCCUCAGACAAAAAGCAGAAGUCAGGUGAUUACAUACAGCACAUUCAGUCCUCCAGCACGCAGCCUACAGAUGUCAAACCACAGGAACAACAUAAUGCUGUACAGAUUUCUGCUGAGGAACUCUUGAAAGACGUACCACCAGACAAGCUCGCUGUUCAACUGACCACCGUUGCUAUAGAGGGUCUGAUGGACGAUGAGCUGUCAGAUAGUGGUGGAGAGGGCAUGUACCGGGAGCGGGAUGAGUUUGUGGUGAAGAAUGAAGACAUUGAAAGACUGACAAUCACAUUGACAGCAGGGGUUGAACCACCCGCCAUAUGGAAAGUUCAGAAAGCCCUGCUGCAGAAAUUCGUACCAGAGCUAAGGGAUGGAAAACGGGUGUUUUUUGCCACCAACAGUUAUUUGGGGUACUUUGGUGAUGCAAAAUCUAUGUACAGAAGAGUACACAUCAAAUUUCUUGACACUGUCAACAAGCGAGAAUAUGUUCGAGUCUGCAGCAGGAAACCACGAUGCAAGCCCAUGCAUUCGAUGAGAGGUUCCCAGGCUAAAGCUCUUCUGGCCCAGCGAUUCACAAGUGCAAUUGUGUCCGACUCUCCCACACAGAAAACCGCACAACAGAAAUCUCUGUCUAAACCCAGACCCAAACAGAUGAAAGCCAAGGCCGAACCUCCACCCAAAAAGAGAAAGAAAUGGAAAGAGGAGUUUCCCACAUCUCCCUGCAGCUCCUCACCGGAGGCACUGAGUGAAGAUGACGAGUUUACGCCUCCGGUUCCUUUCGCCUCUCGUUUCCUAAACACCAGAACGAUGAAGGAGACCUUCAAGAGCUUUGUAGAGCUGCUGAUCAGUGUAGCCCUGGACGCAGAUGUUAUGAACUCACUAGAGAGAGAGAACGAUGAGCUGCUGUUACCUCACAUGAAGAGGGUGGAUGGGAUGAUCACGGAUAAUAGACGGAGACUGCUGCCCAAACUGCGCAUGGGUCAGAUCUUCAAAAAUGCAUUAGACAGCUUUCCUGAGCUGUCUGUGGCAACCGAGCUGAACACGGACAGUGAGACCCCCGUUUUUAAAGUGAGAUUAAGUGGAAGGGCAUACAACAGGAAGACCAUGAAGCCCUCCAAGUCCCCCAGCAAAGUUCCCCUGGAAUAUACAGUGGAUCAGCAGAAGACAAAGUGGUUUUCUCUUUAUCAUUCUCUACAACACUAUAAGUACCAUACAUACCUGAUGUGUAUGGAGGAGAUCGAGUUGUUGAAAUCUCGAGGUAAGGACCUUGGGCAGAAGGAUACAGUGCAGACGUGCAUGGAGAACAGGGCGUGGGUAGAGGGUCUGUUCGAUCGCUUCGGGGAGCUUCUGACACAGGUGCAGCAGGCCUGCCUUUAACAGAAGAUACGAUUAUGCUGAUAGACAACCAUGUACAGAGCAUUCAUAAACCCUGCUGUUCAGGGUGUUUUCACACCUGAGCGUUUGUUUCGUAACUUGGUGUGUUUUCAUCCUUGGUUCGGUUCGCUUAGGCUAAUGUGAACAUGGGCCCGAUUGCAAACACUGUAGCGGUUCUCUGUUUGAAUAAGUGUGAAUGCAAUCCGACCCAACGGACCAGGCUUUAUGAUGUAGAUGUAUAAAAGAGCAACAAAAACCUCAUCAAAUCUGUAAAUUUCUUCAUAUAAUAGCAGCAUGCAUUAAUGCACAUAUGAGGUUUAUCUAUUCUGAUUAUCCUCUAUGAUACCCAUAAAUUAAAAUCAUGACCACAAAAUGGUUUAAUUAAAUAAAAAAUGAUGUUUACUUCACAAAUUUAAAUAAUCGACAUGCUGCAAUUUAGGAAAAGCAAAUACUAUACCUAUGAAAUUAUUACAUCAUUAUUACUGUGCAGCGUGUGUGUUUGUUAACUAGUUUGCUGAAUCGCUUCUGAAAAACUACAUAACUUAAAUUAUUAUUUGUUAUUAACAAAUUACCAUUUAACCACUGUUUUUUUGUUCUUGGGUCUUAUUACUUUAUUAACCAUGAACAUACCUGAUUCAAAGCUCGCCUAUUCCUUUUAAAAUGUCUUCUAUUUGCUCUUCACCGCAGUAGGUACAUGGUAUGAAUGUUGUCCCACCUAAGUUUUGGUUUUCUACUCUAAAUAAAUAAUAAAGUAAUAUAACAGCAGUUACCGAAAAAGCCACAAUAAUCUCGCGAACCUGAUGAUGGUUCAUCCUGAUAUAUGAAAACUUUGAACAGAAUCCCGGAAAAUGAACAGAUGCACUCUGACCAAAUAAAGGAGAGUUUACCCAUGCGUGACUUGUAUUAACAAAGAUGGUCCGUUUCAAAAUACUGCCUUGUGAAUGUGAACCGAACCAAGAUGGAAUUCCAACAUUGUAGAGAUCUAACCCAUGUUUUCGGAGUAAGCAAUCGAUCUACAGAUGUGAAAACACCCUUCAAAGCACUGCUGAGGACAGACAUCAAGAAGAAGAGACGAGUGAUUGUUUCAGCAAACGGAAAGAAAUUGACCAAAAUGGCUGACCGUGAGACAGUGGACUUGAACUGUGGUUUUACAUGUAAUCCUGCUUUGUUGUUUUAAAUAGCUGGCUAAACUCACUGUAGUUGAGUAUUGUCUUCAUUGACCAUCAUUAUUUUUAUAUUCAUAAAGAGUUGAUGUUGGUGACUGCUCUGCUAUUCGAUACAGAUUGUCUCGCUGAGGAUUUUUAAACCCCCUAUGGUUUAAAAACAUAUAAUGGUUAACAUUAAGAUACUGUAUACAUAGAGAUAUAUGUAAGACAUCCAUUUUUUACAACUGAAUGCCAAAUUUAUAAAUGUACAUUUUGUAUAGAAAACUGGUUUGUCAGAGGAUUCUCUUACAGAUGGCAUAAUAUAGAACACUUACCCCAUGUGCUUUUUACGCUCCUUUUAUAACAAAGGUUAUAGAUUUGGAGUUGGUGCAAUUCUAAUACCGCUUUGUGAAAUUUUCUUGUAAUAAAAAGCAUUUACUAUUUUUCCUGAGGGAUAUUCUCUAUAUGUUAGUCUUGUUUGUCCCAGACAGAUGUAUUUUUCAACGAAGGAAAUAUUGUGGUCAUUUGUCCGGAAUUUGUAGAUGGCCUUUACGUUUUUAUGUUGUAUGCUUUACACCAUAUAGAAAGUUUCUUUGUUAGGUGAUGUUUGUCACGAUUUGAAACAAACGACUGUGCCGACAGCAUUGGACUAGUCUUUUGCUUUUCAGGCGUACGUGUGUUAAACACUACAAUGUAAAAAUAAACAUUUCAUAUGAAAUGAGAUUAUGCUUUCAAAAUUUGUUUGCCAUCAUUAGUUUUUAUUGACAGGAAACAAGUGCACCUAACAUUUUAAUCCUUCAAAAUACAGUAUUCUUGGAGUUCUUGAAAAAUGUAAAGACCAUUUAAAAAUUAUUUUUUCUGCAUUUACUAUAUUAAGUUAUGUGAUUAGAUGAAAUUAUAAUUUUUGUUCUGUGUACUACUAACAAUAUUUCUUCUAAAUUUUAAAUAAAAAAAUUGUUUCUAUUUGCUGAAAAUACAGGUCAAAAUUACAGAAAAGAUAAUCUGUAUUUUUUAAGACCUCAGAGUUUAUAUUCAUGUUAUAAGAAAAAUUAUAUUUUUUGUGAUAUCCUGGAGUUUUCUCUCAGUUUUCAUGUGUCUUGUCAUGCUGUCUGUCUCUUUCACAUUGCUGUUGGAUGACUUUGUCCCUCCUGAGGUUUGAUUUUAUUCAGAAAUGCUGAUUAAAGGACAAUUUGGAAUGCUCUCUGAAUUUGAUUUGCAGCUGUAUGUAUUUCAGGAAGACAA
Molecule: messenger RNA, 8278 nt
Organism: Triplophysa dalaica
Lineage: Eukaryota; Metazoa; Chordata; Actinopteri; Cypriniformes; Nemacheilidae
Gene: qser1
Product: glutamine and serine rich 1
Exons: 13
Coding region: 747-5894 (1715 amino acids)
Source: RefSeq, a predicted model, not a curated record